UAGCGGAACUAAAAUAUUGAAUCGAGUCUUCUUUCAUAUGGUGCUGAUGGUGCUCUGGAACACUUCUGCUGAAAGAAUGCGCGCAUUUUCGUACGACACAUUGAAGAAAAUGUUCGCAUAGUAUCAUUCAGAAAACUCGAUUGAGGAUAAACUUUAUCAUUUGUGUAAAUCGUGUGAGAAAUUUAUCGAUCAGUAUUUUGUUCGCCAUGGACAGGAGAAAAAUGUCUACAGCAGGGGACUCCCUCUAUCAGAUUUUGGAAGUUCCAAAAACUGCUACUUCGGAAGAAAUUAAAAAGACAUAUAGAAAACUGGCCCUGAAAUAUCAUCCUGAUAAAAAUCCUAACAAUCCAGAAGCAGCUGAAAAGAUUUUUCACACAAAGCGAAGUCCACCCCACACCUCCUGCUUACAGGGCACAACAAGAUCUCUAGUUGUACUGGUCCACAUGGAUUUUCAACUUUCCACGCGAAGCAAUAUCCAUCCCAUAUCCAUCCCUAACUAAUGAAAUCGAGUUUUA
Wasmannia auropunctata (little fire ant) is the source of this 515-nucleotide messenger RNA. RefSeq names its product cysteine string protein-like. Lineage: Eukaryota; Metazoa; Arthropoda; Insecta; Hymenoptera; Formicidae. Bases 207 to 500 code for a protein of 97 amino acids. Gene Ontology annotation, biological process: regulation of neuromuscular synaptic transmission. The transcript has 3 exons. Gene Ontology annotation, cellular component: type Is terminal bouton. The record is from RefSeq and is a predicted model, not a curated record.